Molecule: messenger RNA, 5700 nt
Organism: Brienomyrus brachyistius
Lineage: Eukaryota; Metazoa; Chordata; Actinopteri; Osteoglossiformes; Mormyridae
Gene: usp7
Product: ubiquitin specific peptidase 7 (herpes virus-associated)
Exons: 32
Coding region: 1005-4280 (1091 amino acids)
Biological process (GO): regulation of protein stability; protein deubiquitination
Cellular component (GO): nucleus; cytosol
Molecular function (GO): protein binding; cysteine-type endopeptidase activity; cysteine-type deubiquitinase activity
Source: RefSeq, a predicted model, not a curated record
GUGACAUUUCAGAGCAGAGCGCGACCGCCAUUUUGAGUUUUACCUCAAACGGAACAUCACAAACCGAGCGAGUGGGGCGAGAAGCUUGGCUGUGACUGGGCUCAGAAAGAGAAAAGGCCAUCACAUAUAUUAGAAAAACAACGAUAAUCGCGGCGACGGUAACCGUCACCAUCAUCGACGGCUGCACUCGAACGCGAAAAGCUGGAGCGUGUCCGUCCGUGUUGGUAAAUACGGUGGUUUCAUGUCAGGGGGGGGAGGAGGAAAGAAAAAAAAAAGUCGAGCACCGGCCGGGCGCCUCGCGUCGCAUCGCCGCCGAACUUCCAAAUUAGCGCGAUUCCCGAUUAGCGGCGCGUUUGAAUGGAUAGCUUCUCUCAUCGCUCUCCCCCAGUAGCGGGACGGUCGGAGGGGCACACGGACUGGAAAGGCUGCCGCGGAAGCUGUGUUUGAGCCGAUAUAAAUAUCCCGAGAUCGCCUCGAUUUAAAUAUACGCAGAUAUACGCGCGUCGGCGUGGUGUAGCCCAUUCGGCCCGGGCUUUAGCUGCCUGUCUGGCGUUAGCUAGCCGUUAGCGCCCCGUUUGUGCUCACCGGCUGCGUGUGGCGGUGCAUCUCUGCCUGUUUCUCUCAUCUCGCCUGCUGCCCCAUAUUUUUGGGGUAAAGGCGCACUCAUUCAUUUUAUUCCCGCGUUGGAGCCCCGGUUUAUCCAGCGCCGCGUAGCCUCCCCCCGUUAAGGCGCCGAGAUUGGGCGAAUAGCGAGCAAAUACGUCCGCGUUUCGCUGCCUGCUCCCCCGCCGACUUCCCACCCCCAGUCCCCGGUGCUGACGGCAGAUAAGGCCCAGGUCGUCUCGGAGCAGGCCCGGCUGCCCAGACUCGACCCGUUGUCCGUACCUCCGCGCUCGCAGGCCCCCUACCAACCGCCCCGAAGCCAGCCGACCCCAGAACCGACGUCUGAGAAGGCCGAGGGGAUAGAAGAGGAAACCGAGCGCCGCGCCGCAACACCCGUCGACAUGAACCACCACCAUCACCAUCACACCCAGCAGCAGCAGCAGAAGACCGGCGAGCAGCAGCUCAGCGAGCCCGAGGAUAUGGAAAUGGAAGCUGGAGACACCGAUGACCCCCCGAGAAUUCCUCCGAACCCCGUCAUCAACGGAAACGUAGCCAUGGCUGACGGCCACAAUAACACAGAGGAGGAUAUGGAGGACGACACCAGCUGGAGGUCCGAGGCCACCUUCCGCUUCGUGGUUGAGCGCUUCAGUCGGCUCAGCGAGUCCGUGCUCAGCCCGUCCUGCUUCGUGAGGAACCUGCCCUGGAAGAUCAUGGUGAUGCCGCGCUUUUAUCCUGACCGACCCCACCAGAAGAGCGUCGGCUUCUUCCUACAGUGCAACGCUGAGUCAGACUCCACGUCCUGGUCCUGCCAUGCCCAGGCCAUGCUGAAAAUAAUCAACUAUAAAGACGACGAGAAGUCUUUCAGCCGGAGGAUCAGCCACCUCUUCUUCCACAAGGAGAACGACUGGGGUUUCUCCAACUUCAUGUCAUGGAGCGAUGUCACAGAUCCAGAGAGGGGCUUCGUCGAAGACGACAAGGUGACCUUCGAGGUCUACGUUCAGGCUGAUGCCCCGCAUGGAGUGGCGUGGGAUUCGAAGAAACACACAGGCUACGUUGGCUUAAAGAACCAAGGGGCCACGUGUUACAUGAACAGCUUGCUGCAGACGCUGUUCUUUACCAACCAGCUGCGGAGGGCCGUGUACAUGAUGCCCACCGAGGGGGACGACUCGUCGAAGAGCGUCCCGCUCGCACUGCAGCGGGUCUUCUACGAGCUGCAGCACAGCGACAAGCCGGUGGGCACGAAGAAGCUGACCAAGUCGUUCGGGUGGGAAACGCUGGACAGCUUCAUGCAGCAUGAUGUGCAGGAGCUGUGCAGGGUGCUCCUUGACAAUGUGGAGAACAAGAUGAAAGGCACCUGCGUGGAAGGCACCAUCCCAAAGCUCUUCCGAGGGAAGAUGGUGUCCUAUAUCCAGUGUAAGCAUGUGGACUACAGAUCUGAACGAAUAGAGGACUACUACGACAUCCAACUGGGCAUUAAAGGAAAGAAGAACAUCUUUGAGUCCUUCAAAGAUUAUGUGGCCGUGGAGCAGCUGGAUGGUGACAACAAGUACGACGCGGGGGAGCACGGUCUGCAGGAAGCUGAGAAGGGGGUGAAGUUUCUGACAUUCCCCCCGAUUCUGCACCUGCAGCUGAUGAGGUUCAUGUACGACCCUCAGACAGACCAAAACAUCAAGAUAAAUGACAGGUUCGAGUUUCCUGAGCAGCUGCCCCUGGACGAGUUCCUGCAGAAGCCGGAUGUCAAAGAUCCGGCGAACUACAUCUUGCACGCCGUCCUGGUGCACAGCGGAGACAACCACGGCGGCCAUUACGUCGUCUACCUCAAUCCCAAAGGAGACGGCAAGUGGUGCAAGUUCGACGACGACGUCGUGUCCAUCUCUCUCAACAACAACAACGGAGGAGGAGGAAAAAGAGAGAGAUUGUACAUCCGAGAGUCCAAGCUCAGCGAGGUGUUGCAGCCCGUCACAGACAUGGACAUCCCCCAGCAGCUGGUGGAGAGGCUGCAGGAGGAGAAGAGGGUGGAGGCCCAGAAGCGUAAGGAGCGUCAGGAGGCCCACCUCUACAUGCAGGUCCAGAUCGUCACAGAGGAUCAGUUCUGUGGCCACCAGGGAAACGACAUGUAUGACGAGGAGAAGGUCAAGUACACAGUGUUCAAAGUCCUAAAGAGCUCCACACUGGCAGAGUUCGUCCAGAACCUCUCGCAGAACAUGGGAUUCCCGCAGGACCAAAUCCGGCUCUGGCCCAUGCAGGCCAGGAGCAACGGCACCAAGAGACCAGCCAUGUUGGAUUAUGAAGCCGAUUGCAGCAAGUCUAUGAUUGACUUAAGCGAUAACGAGAACCCGUGGACAAUAUUUCUGGAGACCGUGGACCCAGAAAUGGCUGCCAGUGGUGCGACGUUGCCCAAGUUCGACAAAGACCAUGACGUGAUGUUGUUUUUGAAGAUGUAUGAUCCAAAAACAAAGAGCUUAAAUUAUUGUGGACAUAUCUACACACCUAUAUCUUGUAAAAUACGAGACUUGCUGCAAGUCAUGUGCGAAAGAGCAGGAUUUCAGCAAGGAACUAACCUUAUCCUCUAUGAGGAAGUUAAACCGAAUUUAACGGAGCGGAUUCAGGACUACGACGUCUCCCUGGACAAGGCUCUGGAUGAGCUCAUGGAUGGCGAUAUAAUAGUGUUUCAGAAGGAUGACCCCGAGAAUGAUGCAGGCGAUCUGCUGACCGCAAAAGACUACUUCAGAGACUUGUACCAUCGCGUCGACGUCAUCUUCUGUGACAAAACCAUUCACAACGAUCCAGGCUUCGUUGUAACGCUUUCAAACAGGAUGAACUACUUCCAGGUGGCGAAGACUGUUGCUCAGAGACUAAACACCGACCCCAUGCUCCUGCAGUUUUUCAAGUCCCAAGGAUACCGCGAUGGACCAGGCAACCCCCUCAGACACAACUAUGAAGGCACCCUACGAGACCUGCUGCAGUUCUUCAAGCCCAGGCAGCCCAAGAAGCUGUACUAUCAGCAGCUGAAGAUGAAGAUCACAGAUUUCGAGAACAGGAGGAGCUUCAAGUCCAUAUGGCUGAACAGUCAGUUCCGGGAAGAGGAAAUAACACUAUACCCUGACAAGCAUGGUUGUGUGCGUGACCUCCUGGAGGAGUGCAAGAAGGCGGUGGAACUAUCUGAAAAGGGUUCUGAAAAACUGAGGCUGCUAGAAAUUGUAAGCUACAAAAUAAUUGGAGUUCACCAGGAGGAUGAGUUACUGGAGUGCUUAUCCCCCGCAGCGAGCCGGACGUUCAGAAUAGAGGAAAUCUCUCUGGACCAGGUGAACCUUGACAAGGAGAAAGAGAUGCUGAUUCCUGUUGCACAUUUUCACAAGGAAGUCUUCGGGACAUUCGGGAUUCCUUUCCUGCUGAAGAUUCGCCAGGGCGAACCGUUCAGGGAGGUCAUGAGAAGAAUUCAGACCAUGCUGGACAUCCAGGAGAAGGAGUUUGAGAAGUUCAAGUUUGCGAUCGUCAUGAUGGGACGACAUCAGUACAUCAAUGAAGACGAAUACGAAGUAAAUCUUAAAGAUUUUGAGCCACAGCCAGGGAACAUGUCCCACCCCAGGCCUUGGUUAGGGCUUGACCAUUUUAACAAAGCCCCGAAGAGAGGCCGCUACACUUACCUGGAAAAAGCAAUCAAGAUACACAACUGACAUCCCCACCCCAACCCGCUGUACUAAAGACUUUAACCAAACCCUUUGUGUGCAUCACUUUUAACAGCCGCAGAGUUUGGGCGUUUGGGUACACACACGCACCGUUUAUGAAGUCUUCAGCAAAACGGAUCGCUGCUCCUUUUCCCCAUUUUUUGGGUUCUUUUUUUGAGGCUGUUCGAUUUGGCUUCUAUGUAACUAUUGACUGCCUAUUUUUGUCUGGAAGAAUUCAUUGGAUUUUAACACGAGAGGACUGUAUGAACUUAGGGUUUUUUUUUUUUUUCGGGUUUUGUUUUUAAAAAGCUGCUGCCUGGGGGGGGCGGAGCAGAGGGAUAGAUGGAGGGAGGGGCCAUUUUUGCAGGAAGGCGUCGGUGACCUGGUCGCAAGAACCGCAGGUGGCUUCUGCUUGCUAGUUGCCUAACGUGGUUGUCAUAUUUUCCUGGUCCCUUAGUGCAACUAGUUCACUUCAUGUUUACACAAUUCUUUCUCACUUAGUUUGGUUGGAGGAAUUCAGUUCUGUCUUCUUUCAAAUCUUGUAUAAUAAAAAAAAAACCACAGCAUCCAUUAAAAAAAAAAAAAAACAAAAAAAAUUCUAAGCGUCUGUACUUCAUCUUGCACGUUGGCACUUAAAUCGCGAAGAUGAUUACAUUUUUCAGCACUGUUAAAUGUAAUCUUUGAUCCUCCCCCCCCCUCUCCCCCCCCCCCGCUUAUUUCAGUUUCCGGAACUCUCCUCUCCAUUUCGUUCCCACCUUGUUGGCCCCUGUCCUUUUUGCUGUGGGUUUGGUGACGCUGUUCGGGUUUCUGAUCAGCUUGAGGGGUUUUUACUGUAGUGUACAUUGGCAACAAACAGCACACCCUUCGCGGUGAUGGGUUUAGGACAGUGUUUCCCAGUCCUUUCUGCGCAGACCCAUAGCCGCUCCAUGUUUUUGCUCCCUCUGAGCGCCCUUAUCAGGACAGUCUACAUUUUUGCUCCCUCCCAGCUAGGGAGCAAAAACAAGGACUGUCUCUGGGUCCCCAAGGACCAGAUUAGGAAACACUGGUUUAGGAUAUAGUGAAACCAGCAUUAUAAAUGGAAAUCCAGCCCUUUCCAAGCACAGGAGACGUGCUCCCUAGGGCGUAGUUGGCUUUGUAAAGAAAUUCAAAUUGUAUAUUUAAAGAAUGGACAUGUAAAAUUAAACACAAAUUUUGUUGGUUACAACGCAGUUCAGAUGUUCAUAUUCCUUGUGUGUAGUUUUUUUUUCCUGAUUUUUUUUUUUUUUAAACUAAUGGCAACAGUGUCUAGUUAAAGUGCAGUACAAAGAUGACCUUCAGAUCAUACCUUUUCUCCAGUCUAAUUCCUCCCUGUAGCAGCAGUGUACGACAGCUAUUCCUGUAUAUUGCCUUUUUGCUGGAAAAUGUAUGUUGAAUAAAAUUUUCUAUAAAA